Phycodurus eques (leafy seadragon) is the source of this 3187-nucleotide messenger RNA. RefSeq lists its product as uncharacterized. The record is from RefSeq and is a predicted model, not a curated record. The transcript is spliced from 5 exons. Bases 76 to 2283 code for a protein of 735 amino acids. NCBI's taxonomy places the organism in Eukaryota, Metazoa, Chordata, Actinopteri, Syngnathiformes, Syngnathidae.
AUGCGGACAUUAGCGUCUCUAAAUUAACGCGAGGUCGACAAGGCGAAGUCGAGUGGAGAAAAAUAAAACAUCAAAAUGUUGAAAGAGUUGGUAAGGGAGCGACUAAUUGCGGUCGCAGACGAAAUAUUCGGUCUUUUUGAAAAAACCAUAGCGUCCUACGAAGAGGAACUUUGUCAAAAAAGAGAGGAGAUCGAGCGACAACGACAACAACUGGAAGCUGUUUCCAAAACACCAACGUUGUUUUUCAUCCAAGGCGUCCAGCCGCUGAUUGGUUACCAAGUACCACAACUUCCCCCUCAGCUGCAGGGCGUCGCCACCGGUUUGGAGCAUCCGCAGCCCCCGCGCGUCAAAGAGGAAGAGGUAGAGUCCGAUGUCACCGCCGUCCCCGUGAAGUGCGAAGACGAACCGCCCAAGUCGCCAAUGCUUCCUCACAGCAGCGACCCACCGCAACACAUGACGACCAAGACCAAUGAAGACCACCGUGGGGCACAGCAAGCAGACCGCCGCUUAGCUCCGAUGGCCAACAGUAACGACACCAAAGAACCGUCGAGGAGCAGUACGGACUCUGAAGGAAGAUUGGAGGCAGACACGGGGGACAUGAACGUACUGCAGGAUGGCAAGAAAGAGCUGAAAAGGACAAACAUAGACAAGUGGGCCAAUGUCCAAAAAAUGAGAUGGAAGAUGAGUGAAGAGUACAUGAGGAUGAAAAACCAUGAGCACGCUUUGAGGUUGGCCCGGAAAAUGGGAAUGCCGUGCCAGUCGCCCUUUUGCCAGAACUCGUCCAAGCUGCUGUGCAGACUGGUGGUACAGUCGCGUCGGGAGGAGAUCUACCGGCACUUCUGGAACGAGUUGGACUGGAGCGGGAAGGGGAACUUCGUCAAGUCGCUGGUCGAGAUCAGCAGUGUCAAGCGACCCAAGAUGAGCGACCAAGUGGCUCAGUCUCGCCGCGGCGUCUCCAUUUCUUGCCACCUCGUCGUGGACGGUCGACGGGUGCGUGUGUGCCAGCGCAUGUUCCUGUCUACGCUCGGUAUCUCACAGUGGUUCCUCUUGAAGUGGGCCGGCCGAAAAGGAAAAGGAAGACGGGUUGUCUGUCCCAAUACGACUGUGACGACAGCGAAAAGCGUCACCAAAGAAGAUCGAAGCUUCCUCAGGUUCUUCCUACACAAUCUCCCGCAGGUUCCGUCGCACUAUGGUGGACCGUCUUCAUCCAAGGUGUACCUGGAGCCCAUUUUCAAGUCGGCCAUCCACCUCUACAACUUCUACAUGCUCUCCUGCCGGGAACGCGGUGUUCUGCCCUUAUCCAAACGGGUGCUGAAUAAAACUUUGAAGGACCUCAACCUGACUUUGUUCCGUGCCAAGAGGGAGCAGUGCUCCACCUGCAGCAAGACCAAAGAUGUGGACACAUCAGUGUGGGAGGAGCACCGGCGUAAAAAAGACUCCACCUUGCUCGCGAUGCAGCAGGACCAAGAACGAGCUGGCCGGGAGAUUCUAGUAGCUUGCAUGGACCUCCAGGGGCUCCUUCUCGCUCCCAAGCUCCAACCAUCUGCUCUGCACUACACCAAGACCAAGCUAUGCGUGCAUAACUUCACCCUCUUCAAAAUGGCUUCACAGGAAACCACCAACUACCUGUGGCACGAGGGCGAAGCCGGCAUUUCUCAGGACGAGUUAGCCUCGUGCGUGGUGGACUUCCUCCUAACCAACACCGCCAACCAGGAGUACAUCCUUUGGAGCAACGCCGACCAGUAUAGGAACCUGGUCCUGAGCAACGCCCUGCUCAAGUUCGCCACAGACUCGCACAAGCCCGUCACGCAGAAGUUCCUGGAGCGAGGCCAUACCCGGACCGAGUGUGACGCGGUGCACACCGCCGUUAGGAGGCGACUGAAGAAGCGCGACAUCCACGUUCCGUUGGAGUAUGCGGCUGUCAUCGGAGGACCCGGUACCAGAGCGUGCCCGGUGAAAUACGUAGACCAUAAUUUCUUCACAGACUACCGCCAACUAAACCUCUCCGUCUCCAUCCAACCCAGCGGAGAUGCAUCAGUGGAGGAUGUGCGAGCAAUUAGAUACAACACAGAUGGCACGAUGGCAUACAAACUAGAUCACUUUGAGGAGUGGCAGCCAUACGCGUCUCCGCUCCCUAGAAUGGAGGGUCCGGUUGGAACUGUGUCGCCGCUGUACAGGAACCGCCAGAAGCUCAGCAGCAUCAAGUUUCAACACCUUCAGGAGCUCAAACAUGUUUUACCCCAAGACUACCACAGCUUCUAUGACACUCUUGACCAUGAGUGAUGAGUUUACCAUCAAGGAAUAGUAGCAAAAGUGUUGUUAUUAGGGACAGGCAUGAUUAUCAGUGAAUUGAUGUUUUCUUUUAUGUGUCUGUGUGUCUGAAAGCAAAGAUGGCAAAAUGAUGCGUUUUACCUGGCUGCAACAAGCAGGGGCUUUGUUCUAUACUAGAUCAGUAAAUAUUGUAAAAAUGGUGCCUUUUCCCCAAAAGACUUUGUUCAGGCCCCUGAUUGACUCCAAUGGGCUGCACAAUUUGGAAUCACAGCGCCACCUGCUUUGUUGGCAUGUAUGUAAAGGACUAUUAGGGCCAUGCUGAGAAAAAAAAUGUUUCGUAAAAUGAAGAGGGAAAAGUCGUCACGCGGCGGCUGAAAUAAGUAUUUAACACGUCACCAUUUUUCUGGAAAGUCUUACUACAGCUAAUUAGUGUAAUUUUGCUUAUCUAGAGGAUAAAAUGUGGAAAAAAAACGUGACGUAUUAGAAAAAAAAAACAAUGCGAUUUUGGAAUCAGCACGUCAAUUUUAGUUGCAAUCAACAUCGAAAUCUAACUCAACAGAAUGUUUCUUUCAAAUUCUUCCCCAGUGUAAUCAAACAGCAAUCUAGUCCCUUGUCAGUGCAAAUGAAUAUCAGCUGGUUCAGUCCUAAUUGACAGGCAACAAAAAGGUCUUGAAACUGUCAUUGCAAACUAAGCCUUUUGUACAAAGUAUUAAAUACCAGUUUCCGCGUUCAAUACCUUCCCCUGUGUCAUUCCACAUUAUUACACAAUUUAAUUUGGGAUAUUGUUCUACUUGCUUUGUAUGUAUGGGUUACGUAGGUUGUUCCCAACAUCUGGGAACAUUUUCAAUAGCACCUUUGGCAAUAUAUUUAGUGAGAAAAACGGUGACGUGUUAAAUACUUAUUACAGCUGCUGUAU